UUCUUGGAUGGACUUCCGGUGCUGCUGAUGAACGGUGGGAAGCGCUUCUCUAUUUAACAAAAGUGUUUCUACAAAUGUCUGAUGUCCAGCAGCUGAGGAACAUGUUGAAACACCAGCUAACACCUGCUGAUGAAGGAACGAUCACAGACCUGGAAAAAGAAACAUGUCAUUUAAAAGAAGAGAACAAAAGAGGGUGAUUCUGUCCCGUUUUGGCUGUAUACGGCCAAAACAAAACAUCACGCCAAUGUUGGACGCACACGUUUUCAAGAUAAUCACCGUCAAGUACGGGAAGCAGCCUACGCACACGAUGUCGUCAGGAUACAUGCAGCAGUUGUUGGUGAGCAAAGAAGAAAUUCUCCCUGAACACCACAAAUGGAAUCUGAAUUUUGACCUGGAGAAUAUCAAAGAAGAGGAGGAGCUGUGGAUAAGUCAGCAGGGAGAGCAACUUCAGCAGCUGGAGGAGGCAGAUCUCACCACAUUUGGUUUCAGUGCUGUCACUGUGAAGAGUGAAACGGAUGAUGUUGAUGAGGAUGAUGAAAAACCAGAGACAUCAAACCUUCAUCAAAGCCGACGUGAUGAGAGCACAGAGGCUGAGCCUGUAGCCAGUAGCUCAUCUGUACACAGCAUACUGACAACAAAAGCUGAAGGAGAGGACUAUGGAGGACCACAACCAGCCAACGGUAAUCCAGUUGGCCCUGUGUCCCGAUUUCUCCAGCAGCUUCUCCUCCCGUCCUCUGCUGUCUGCGCCACGCAGUAUUCUCUGAUCGUUGAUUCGCUGAAAACCUAG
Molecule: messenger RNA, 787 nt
Organism: Thalassophryne amazonica
Lineage: Eukaryota; Metazoa; Chordata; Actinopteri; Batrachoidiformes; Batrachoididae
Exons: 6
Coding region: 164-787 (207 amino acids)
Source: RefSeq, a predicted model, not a curated record